Durusdinium trenchii is the source of this 1915-nucleotide messenger RNA. The record is from the annotation of a GenBank genome assembly. NCBI's taxonomy places the organism in Eukaryota, Dinophyceae, Suessiales, Symbiodiniaceae.
UCUUGAAUGAAAACAAUCUUGACGCUUUGCCAAAAUUGUCUAGUUGCUACACUGAACCAAAUCUCCGCAAUGGACAUGACGUCCCAGGACAUGAACAUCCAUGGCUCGGCCUUUUGAUGCUAGGUGUCGGUCUCCAAUCACAGCAGAGGAAGUGGAAAGUCUGCUAGAUCUGGAACGCUCUCCAGGCGGCUGCGGCUGGGUCACCAUUCGUGAUGCUGAGCAUUUGCAAGUGGAGAUCAGCACAGGCCAUGAUGCCUUGGUACUGCGGAGCUUUUUGGUGUUACCAAGCACUCCACCAGAGACAGCGACCAAGCUGCUUUUCGACCCUGGUCAGAGGCUGCGGUGGGACCAUGCUCUCGAACAGUUUGAAGAGGUAUCGCCUGCAAGUUCCUCAGAGCAGAUUGUGCAUCUGCGAACCUGCCCCAGGUUUGGCAUCAUUCCACCCUGCGAUGUCCUCCACCGACGCCGGAUGCUUCGCCCCUGCGGCGACGCACAUGCUGCGUGGGUCUGCAGAGACGCUGAUGAGCUCCCUCUGUCCCUGGUGAAGGUGUCGCUUGACAUGUGCUUUCGUUUGGAGAGUGCUGUGCUGGGACACGUGGUGCGAUGUGACAAGGAUGGCUGUAGAGUCUUCACAUACGUGCAGAUGGAGGCGACUCCUCUGGUAAGCUUCUUUGGUCAACGUCUGGCUCCUGACAUUAUUGGAGGCCUGUGCAACACGUUUUCCAGCGCAUGCAAGGAGCACGGGGUCGCCCACAAAGAGGGUGAGUUCUCGGAGAAAGGCCACUUCCCCACGGAGUUCUAUGAUUUGACUCGCGACGAUGAGACAGGGUCUGCCUCUCCUGCCGCUUCAGCUGAAGCCGACGCUUUGGAUCAGGACAAGGAGAUGAAACGUCUCUCCUUGGGUUUGGACUUCCUGGGGGCGGUGGAUCACAAGAAGCUGGUGCCUGCUGUGUCCGCCUUCCGGCGGAUGUUGAAGAGGUCGUCCCGAACUGCUGCUCGGCGAAAGGAGAACUUGGCCGAGUCCUCCAAGGUGCGCCAUGAGCACGCAAGACCAGUACCAGGGGAAGAAGAGGAAUCCACCAGGCGACGGCGGAGCAGUGCCCGUGAAAAAAGCCGAGAGAGGCAAAGAGGCUCCAUGGAAGUGGUCGCCGAGCGCCUGGGCGAGGUCGUCCGAUCCCGCAGGACUGGUCGAGACUCUGCCUUGGCAGUGGUUCCUGAGGAAGAUGACGUCAAAACACCUGACGUCAAGUGUGAGGUGCACGAGAAAUCGGACACCAAGGAGGUGCGGAAACGCUUCUCCUUGCCACUGCCGGCGAGAAGGAAAUCUGGCAGCGUGAACGGCACGGAUUCGGAGGACAGCAUGUCCUCCGCCGGUGUCAGCGAUACCAGCCACAGCAGCCGAACGCGGAGGAGCAGUGGCUCGGGCACAGCAGCCUUAGAUGCCAUUUUCGAGCGAGCACGUGCCAGUGCCGUGCCCGAAGGCUCGUUGUCCACCACGGCCUCCUCCAGGGGCUCCAGUCCACGCCUGACCUCAGGUGCAAUCGAGUCGCCCAAACCGAGCUUGGCGGGAGCAGCUUGGGUACUGAUGCAGUUGUGUAAGCAAGAGCCCUCCAUCGAGGAAGCAGCAGAGACCCAGGUGGUGGCGACCCGGCACACUUCGAGAAGUUCGUUGAUCUCCACAGAGGCCUUCAAGUUCUGCUUCCCGCAGGACAUUUGUGGUGUUCCACUGGAACCAAAGUCUACCAUCAAGGAGCCUGAUCGAUGGAAGCGUGGACGUCGGAAGAGAGCUGCUUGAGGUCCGGCCAGUCUUCUGGAGCCCUGAUGGGCGUGCGAAAUUGAGGGCAGGUUAGUCAGCAGUUAAUGGGCGAUGCCGAAGUCGUGGUUGGUUUGAGCCAUGUCCAGCUGGUUAUACCCC